Molecule: messenger RNA, 2060 nt
Organism: Nematolebias whitei (Rio pearlfish)
Lineage: Eukaryota; Metazoa; Chordata; Actinopteri; Cyprinodontiformes; Rivulidae
Gene: f10
Product: coagulation factor X
Exons: 9
Coding region: 100-1593 (497 amino acids)
Biological process (GO): proteolysis; blood coagulation
Cellular component (GO): extracellular region
Molecular function (GO): calcium ion binding; serine-type endopeptidase activity
Source: RefSeq, a predicted model, not a curated record
GCUCGGGUCGUUGCCCUCUCUGCCUCCGUCUCGUUUCUCCACAUUCUGACUCCGUUACUUCAGCUCGGCACAACGAGGUUUCUCCGACCAGCCGGGACCAUGUUCUCGUGUCUGAGACUGUCCCUGGGCCUCCUGCUGCUUCACCUCACCACCGCUCACGUUUUUUUGGACGAGCAGGCGGCCAGCCAGGUUCUGAUCCGGCGGAUACGCGCCAACCACUUCUUUGAAGAGGUUAAAAAGGGUAACCACGAGAGGGAGUGCGUCGAGGAGCGUUGCAGCUGGGAGGAAGCACGAGAGAUAUUUGAAGACAAAGAGAAAACUAAUGAGUUCUGGGCCGUUUAUGUUGAUGGCGACGCCUGCAAGUCGAACCCAUGUGCUCAUGGAGGACAGUGCAAAGACGGGAUUGGAAGCUACGCCUGCUACUGCCAGGAGGGAUACAAGGGCUUCAGAUGUGAAAUCGUUAUUCCUGAGCUCUGUGAAAACAAAAAUGGCGGCUGUGAACACUUCUGCAAUGUUGACGGCGGAAACGUUCGGUGCUCCUGCGCUGACGGAUAUUUUCUGGCACCGGACGACAAAUCCUGCAUGUCCAACAAACCUUUUAAAUGUGGUGCCAUCGUAUCCGACAGCGUCCGGACCAUUUUCCGAUAUGAGCGACAGAACGUCUCGGAGACGAACGUCACAGAGCUGAAGGCCGUCACAAACUCCACAGAGGCAAAGCAGGAGCUCCUUGAUCCGUCCUCACCAGCAAACACCAGCCAGAUCCGGUCUGAUGACUUUAUUUUUGAAAAUAAGAUAGUCCCUCAAAGGGCCACGCAAACUCGUAUUGUGAACGGAGAGGACUGUCCACCAGGACAGUGUCCAUGGCAGGCUCUCAUCCUGAAUGAGGACAACCAAGGCUUCUGUGGAGGGACGAUCCUUAACGAGUACAUCAUCCUGACCGCCGCCCACUGCAUGAACCAAUCACAUUACAUCUCCGUUAGACUUGGCGAGUUUGACACGCUGGUAAACGAAGGUACUGAAUCCAUGCACGAGGUGGACGCCAUCAUCUCCCACUUCAACUAUAAACCAGUCACCUACCAUAACGACAUCGCCCUCAUCAAACUGGCCACGCCCAUCAAGUUCUCCAAUUUUAUCCUGCCUGCCUGCAUACCAGAGAUGGACUUUGCUGAGAAGGUCCUGAUGCGCCAGCCAGAAGGUUUGGUCAGCGGUUUUGGACGUCUUGGCGAGGGACGUCAAGCUUCCACCACCAUGCAGCGCCUCUCUGUACCCUACGUGGAUCGUCACACUUGCAUGGAAUCCACUCAGCUGCGAAUCACAACACGCAUGUUCUGCGCCGGCUACGACACAAUAGCCAAGGAUGCCUGCCAGGGCGACAGCGGCGGGCCGCACGUCACACGCUACCAUGACACCUACUUCAUCACUGGUAUUGUGAGCUGGGGAGAGGGCUGCGCACGCAAAGGCAAAUAUGGUGUCUACACACAAGUGUCCAAGUAUAUUCAAUGGAUCCAUAAUGGCAUCAACACACUGAUGUCCACAGGGAAGAGCAGCAGACGAAAGAGACACCACGGCAACAUCACAAGGCUGUAUCUUUGAAAUACCUGUAUUCAUACAGUGAGCAGAGAUUAGUCAUAUUUUGUAAAAUUACCUCUUAAAAAACAGAGACCAUAACUAGCUGCUCACUUUAGCAGGCCAACAUUAGCCCUAAUGGAGUUCCUCAAGGCUGUAACCUCGGCCUCUUACAUUUGUCUUUUUUCCUUUAGGCUACAAAGAUGAUUUAAGCAUCUGAGGGACAGCAGAAAGAUUUAUAAACCAAAAACAAAUCUGAAUUUAUUUUUAUUUGAAGAUGCUAGAUUCAAUAAAUGUUUUAUUUGUCCUUCGUUAUCUCUGUCGUUUUUUAUGUCCAGCUUUGUGAUUGAUUUGCAGACACAUUCUGUUUUAAAACAAAGUAAACUGUCUCAUUAAAGCUGAACUCCUGGUUUUCUAGCUAUCCGUACAGAAUUAUUAAAAGUUUGGAAUAAUUUUAAUGGUUGUUUUUAUUACCAGUAGUUCAAAUUAGCAUU